UGCAUGUGAAGUCAGACAGCAGUGCACACCACUUGAAAAAAAUGUUUCCAGUGAAAGAGUUCGACGUUUUCUGUGAACUCCUGAAUGCAGAAAACACUAUUUCAGAAGGAGAUGUCUUGAGAGGAGCAGUUCGUUUUGACUUGGAAAGCGAGACAAACGUGAAGAGCGUUUUUGUGAAAGUGAAAGGCGAGGCUGCAGUAGAAUGGUUCGAGAUAUUUAAAAAAUGCAUUUUCGUCUACAAGGCACGUCGAAGAUAUUUUAAAGUCAAAGAAUAUCUCAUCGCACCGCAAAACAGAGCUAUUGAACUAGCCAAAGGGUUGCAUCACCUCGAUUUCGUUCUGCGUAUCCCAGAAGGGGACUUUCCAUCCUCCUUUCGUGCAUUAAAUGGAACCAUUCUUUACACACUGGAAGUCAAAAUUCCCAUGACUUGGCGACAGACCUUUCGAUGGAAAACCGAGCUCAAUUUUCUAUCCAAGUCUUAUGCUCUCCUUGGAGGAAUGAGGAGUCGUCAGAGCAGUUCUGUUGACAAAAGAGUGGGCAUCUUCUCUAGAGGUCGAGUCAACAUGAGAGUCACUGCUAACAAACAAUGUACCAAAGGUGAAGUGCUCUACAUCGUUGCCCACAUCAGCAACAUGUCUUCCAAAAAAGUGACGCCCAAGUUUAAGUUAAUACAGACCACUAGGUACAAGGUUAGAGGCGCAACACCUGGACAACAAAUCACCCGCCUAAUUCUAAGGACGACUAAGGACCCAGUCAAAUCAGGCACUGAAGCAACUGUUAGUUGUCAUUUCCCAAUUCUAGAUGACAUGUCGUAUUCUAUCCACAACUGCUCCAUCCUCAAAGUUUGGCACACCAUCAAGGUGUCCUUGGACAUCAGCUUUGCAUGCAACCCAACUGUGCUCUUACCCCUGGACAUUAUCCCAGCAAAGUAUCUCUCUCCCCCAGAUGACAGUGAUGCUGGUCCUUCAGCUGCCCCUCCUGCAGUCCCUCACUUAGAGUGACAUCUAUGGACCAAGGCACCGCAAACAGAUGGACCGGAGAUGAACUUAAACAUGUCAGUAAAGCUUGUUAGACUGUGGUCUGUAUUGCUACCACACGCAACCUCACAAACACAACAAACAACAACACACAAAUGACAACAGUCAAAUGUACUGUACUGUACCACAUAUACUUGCACACUUGCACAGUAGCAGUUGCACCAUGCUGAUAACUAUUUUGAGACUGAAAUAAAAUGUGAAGAAAAUAA
This is a messenger RNA of Synchiropus splendidus (mandarinfish), 1246 nucleotides long. RefSeq lists its product as uncharacterized. The transcript has 6 exons. The record is from RefSeq and is a predicted model, not a curated record. Gene Ontology annotation, cellular component: plasma membrane; cytoplasm. NCBI's taxonomy places the organism in Eukaryota, Metazoa, Chordata, Actinopteri, Syngnathiformes, Callionymidae. Bases 42 to 1001 code for a protein of 319 amino acids. Gene Ontology annotation, biological process: protein transport.